Molecule: messenger RNA, 1618 nt
Organism: Drosophila teissieri
Lineage: Eukaryota; Metazoa; Arthropoda; Insecta; Diptera; Drosophilidae
Gene: Pld3
Product: 5'-3' exonuclease PLD3
Exons: 3
Coding region: 97-1614 (505 amino acids)
Molecular function (GO): catalytic activity
Source: RefSeq, a predicted model, not a curated record
AUAUAUAUUUAUAAAGACAGAAAAACUACGCCCCUUUUUCCCAUACGCAAGUACGCAGUUAAGGAAUGAAAUUUCUGUGAGAAAGGAACAAAUGGAAUGGAAACGGGGCACUGUUUACAGUUCCGAUCGGACAUGCCGGAAUACAAGAAGCUUGAGGACCAAGAGCCAGAUGUGGAGAAUGCCACUUGCACUGUCCAGAACACUGCUCCCGUUCAGGACGCCGGGGAGGGACAGAGGCCGGCGGCAAACCAGCAAGCGGGACAAAUGGUGACGGUGUCCUUGUUCAUGCUUCUUUUCCUUGGCAGCUCCUACUUCCAGCCGCGGCCACGACUGCAUCAAUACAAAGGGGGUAGGGGUCAUGGUCUGCAGGAGAAGUUUGACUGCAACAUACAACUGGUAGAAUCCAUACCCAUUGGACUAACAUAUCCCGACGGCAGUCCGCGGUUCCUGAGCACCUACGAAGCUUGGCUGAAGUUAUUGGAGGGCGCAAAGACCUCACUAGACAUAGCUUCCUUCUAUUGGACACUGAAGGCCGAGGAUACGCCCGGGGUGUCCGAUAACAGCACUCGGCCGGGCGAGGAUGUCUUCUCAAGACUCUUAGCCAACGGAAAUGGCGGAAGCAGGUCGCCCAGGAUCAAAAUUCGCAUUGCCCAGAGCGAACCCUCUAGUGUGUCACCCAAUUUGAACACAAAGUUGUUAGCCAGCGCUGGUGCUGCCGAAGUUGUGAGCAUCUCGUUUCCUAAGUACUUUGGCAGUGGAGUGCUUCACACCAAGCUGUGGGUGGUUGACAACCAGCACUUUUAUCUGGGCAGCGCCAAUAUGGAUUGGCGGGCACUGACCCAAGUCAAGGAGAUGGGCGUGCUAGUCCAGAACUGCCCAAGACUGACCAAUGAUGUGGCCAAGAUCUUUGGAGAGUACUGGUACCUAGGCAACAGUGAAAGUUCUCGCAUUCCCAACUGGGACUGGAAUUACUCGACCGGCUACAAUUUGAAACAGCCCAUGCAGCUGCGUGUAAACACAAAUAUUACUAUGGAGGGCUUCCUAUCUAGCUCACCCCCUCCCCUUUCAGCCUCGGGACGAACAAACGACCUGGACGCUAUCCUUAACACUAUUAACUCAGCCAUAACUUACGUAAAUAUUGCGGUUAUGGACUAUUAUCCACUGAUCAUUUACGAAAAGAAUCACCACUAUUGGCCGUUUAUUGACGACGCUCUGCGAAAGGCAGCUGUAGACCGGGGCGUGGCUGUGAAGCUCCUUAUUUCGUGGUGGAAGCACUCCAAUCCCAGUGAGGACCGGUAUCUCAGGUCACUGCAGGACUUGGCUUCCAAAGAAGACAAAAUUGAUAUACAAAUACGUCGAUUUAUAGUGCCGACUGAUGCGAGCCAGGAAAAGAUUCCCUUUGGUCGUGUGAAUCACAACAAGUAUAUGGUUACAGAUCGAGUGGCUUACAUCGGAACUUCCAACUGGAGUGGAGACUACUUUACGGACACCGCUGGUAUUGGCCUGGUGCUAAGUGAAACCCUUGAGACCGAGUCCACUAAUACCCUUAGAAGCGAUCUGCGAAAUGUUUUCGAGCGAGACUGGAAUAGCAAGUACGCCACACCGCUGGGAUAAUCAC